AUGACGAUCGUCUCAUCAUUUGCUGAUCUUCUCGCACUCCUCACCAUCCUCAUAUGCCUCCUCCACCGUUGUGGCGCCAACUAUGAAGUCGAGUCGGUCGACGGGUCAGGGAAUUUGCUGUCGGCUAAGCUGACACUUGUAGGCGGGACGACACAGUUCGGGCCUGAUGUCAAGCAGCUCAACCUGACUGCAAGCCUAGAGACGGACAACCAGCUCCACGUGCGCAUCACCGACGCCGACCAUCAGCGGUGGGAGGUCCCCCAGGACGUCAUCCCACGCCCAGAGCCGGCGCUGGAGGACGUCUUGCUACAUUACUCGGGCAUGAGCAAUGCUUCCUUGCCCGGCAGCAGCACCAUGUCCAGCGAGUCUUCAGACCUGACCUUCACCAUCCACACCGCCCCGUUCCGCUUCACCGUCUCCCGCCGCUCCACCGGCGACGUCCUCUUCGACACCUCCGCCACACUCGUCUUCAAGAACCGGUACUUGGAGGUGACGUCGGCGCUGCCAGCCAAGGGGGCAUCUUUGUACGGGCUGGGCGAGCAGACAAAACGGACAUUCCGGCUCCAACAGAACGACACGUUCACGAUCUGGAACGAGGACCUGGAGAGGUCGGACCUACUGGACAUCAACCUCUACAGCUCGCACCCAUUCUACAUGGACGUGCGCCCCGGCGGCGCUGCCCACGGCGUGCUGCUCCUCAACACCAACGGGAUGGACAUAAAGUACGGCGGGUCCUACAUCACCUACAAGGUGAUCGGCGGCGUGCUCGACUUCUACUUCUUCGCCGGGCCCUCCCCGCUCGCCGUCGUCGACCAGUACACCCAGCUCAUCGGCCGCCCUGCCCCCAUGCCGUACUGGUCAUUCGGGUUCCACCAAUGCAGGUAUGGCUACAAGAAUGUGGCUGACCUGGAGGGCGUGGUCGCGGGCUAUGCCAAGGCCAAGAUUCCAUUAGAGUCGAUUUGGUCGGACAUCGACUACAUGGACGGCUACCAGGACUUCACACUGGAUCCGGUGAACUACCCGGCGAAACUGCUCCGGCCGUUUGUCGACCGGCUCCACAAUAGCAGCCAGAAAUACGUGGUCAUCAUUGAUCCGGCGAUCAAAAAAGAAGCAGCACCUCCUCAAAAUGAGGCCGUGGGUUUGUUCCUCCAGCGAAACGGCACCAACUAUGUCGGCCGGGUGUGGCCAGGCGAGGUCUACUACCCGGACUUCAUGAACCCACGCACUGCUGAGUACUGGGCGCGGAAGAUCUCUGAGUUCCGUCGAACCAUCCCCGCUGACGGGCUGUGGUGCGACAUGAACGAGCCCUCCAACUUCAAGGCCUGGGAGCCGCUCAACGAGUACGACGACUCGCCCUACCGCAUCAACAACACCGGCAUUCACCGCAACCUUAAUAACAAGACCGUGCCCGUCUCCGCGGUGCACUUCAAUGGUGUGUCGGAGUACGAUGCGCACAACCUCUACGGCCUCCUCGAGUCGCGGGCCACGCAUGAUGCUCUUCUCAAGGACACGGCACGCCGCCCCUUCGUGCUCAGUCGCGCCACGUUCGUCGGCUCGGGGCGCUACACCGCGCACUGGACCGGCGACAAUGCCGCACGGUGGGACGAACUCGCGCACUCCAUCAACACCAUCCUCAACUCUGGCCUUUUCGGCAUCCCCAUGAUGGGCGCCGAUAUCUGUGGGUUCAACGGCAACACGACUCAGGAGCUCUGCAGCCGCUGGAUUCAGCUUGGUGCAUUCUACCCGUUCGCGAGGGCUCACGCAGAGAAGACAACCGUCCGGCGAGAGCUCUAUGUGUGGGAGCCAACGGCACAAUCAGCGAGGAAGGCGUUGGGGAUGCGGUACCGGAUGCUCCCCUACAUCUACACGCUCAUGUUUGAGGCGCACACAACGGGGGCACCCAUAGCGCGCCCGCUCUUCUUCUCCUACCCUCAGGAUGCCGACACCUACGGCGUGGACAGGCAGUUCCUGCUAGGCCGUGGCGUGCUUGUCUCACCGGUGUUGGAGGCGGGCGCCACCACCGUGGACGCCUAUUUCCCGGCCGGCCGGUGGUUUAGUCUUCACGACCACUCCCCCGCCAUCACCUUGCAGACCGGCAAGCGCGUGACGCUCCCGGCGCCAGCGGACUCGGCAAACGUGCACCUUGCCGGCGGCAACAUACUACCACUGCAGCAGCCGGGCCUCACCACGUCCGCCACACGCCAAAGCGAGUUCCACCUCCUUGUGGCGCUCGCGGAGAACGGCACCGCCAGGGGUGAGCUGUUCUUGGAUGACGGGGAGUCGCCAGAGAUGGGCGGGAUGGGAGGCAACUGGACCCUGGUGAGAUUUAGCUGCAACACGGAGGAUAGCAAGGGCAUCAUCACGACCACGGUGAGUUCCCAUGUGGUGCAGAACUCGUACGCACCGAGCCAGACUCUGGUCAUCGGCAAGGUGAUCUUCAUGGGGCUCCCGUCGCCACCAAAGGGGUUCACCGUCUAUGUAAACGGCGUUGAGCUCAAGGCAGCCGGCACCAAGUCCCGGACGAAUGGAGUGUUCAGUGUCAGUGGGCUGUCGCUGGUCAUCGGACAGCAGUUCGAGAUCAAGGUCGUCAUGUCCCAUUAA
Messenger RNA from Triticum turgidum subsp. durum (durum wheat), 2601 nucleotides. The record is from the annotation of a GenBank genome assembly. NCBI's taxonomy places the organism in Eukaryota, Viridiplantae, Streptophyta, Magnoliopsida, Poales, Poaceae.